This is a messenger RNA of Chelonia mydas (Green sea turtle), 5858 nucleotides long. It is a transcript of the gene XPC, whose product is annotated as XPC complex subunit, DNA damage recognition and repair factor. Gene Ontology annotation, cellular component: nucleotide-excision repair factor 2 complex; cytoplasm; XPC complex. The coding region runs from base 783 to 3629 and encodes 948 amino acids. The record is from RefSeq and is a predicted model, not a curated record. The transcript has 16 exons. NCBI's taxonomy places the organism in Eukaryota, Metazoa, Chordata, Testudines, Cheloniidae. Gene Ontology annotation, molecular function: damaged DNA binding; single-stranded DNA binding. Gene Ontology annotation, biological process: nucleotide-excision repair; mismatch repair.
AAGGGAAGCAAAUACUGGUAGACCCAUGUUACAGAUGGGCAAACUGAGGCUCCUUUGGAAUUACUUUAUAACUGCCUCAGUAGGUGCAGGAGCGGCCAGCGCGGGUCAGCCCAAGGCCUGUCUGCCCCGCAGUGGCCGUGCCAAGUGCUUCAGCAGCGUUGCCCUCCGGCAGGCGCACGGGGGACGUGUUAGUGCGAGGCCGCCUCGGGGCUGUUCAGCCGGGCCACCGGCACGUGUGACCGGGGUAGCUCGCUAGCCCCUGCCCGCAGUCACUCCUGGGGGGCAGGUAAUGGGGACACGGCGCUCGCCCAGCCUGGAGCCCGCGUUCGUGGGACUGGGGGCGGAGCGGACACAAUGGGAACAACCUCUGCCAAGAAGGGGCCACGAGUGAGCACCGUCCAACGGGCCCCUGCAGCGCCCCGCACACAACAACGGCCGCCCCGCCAUCCUGCCCGAGGCAGCGCUGCGCAAGUGGGAUGUGACGGGCGCUGUCUCCCGCCCUUGCGGGCUGCAGCCCAGCCGGCCGGGCCGGAAGAGACGUCAGGCAGAAGGGGAGGCGAGAGCAGAGGUAGUGGAGCCGCUGUGCCAGCCCAACCUUCCCAGGGCCUUCCUGCGGCUACGGGAGGCUUCAGGGGGCACAUGCUCUUCGGAGGUGGGGAAAGCGUGCAAAGGCCUCGCCAAAGGAGGGGCGGGCUGCCUUCACCUCCGCCGUGUUUGCUUUGUGUCCCCCGCCGGUCUCUGGUUGCACCCCUUGAAAGACGCAGCUUUGAAGAGGAAACAGCAUGGGAAAGAAGCGCAAAGGUUCCCUGCGGCAAGAGACUGCCAGCAAGAAAUUAAAGGGAGAGCCUGCUGCAGCAGCCACCAGGGCCCCCCAAACUCCCAGGCAAGAACCAGAGGAUGAUUUUGAAGAGGAAAGGCCCAGUAUGAAAAAGAAGCUCUCAAAAGUUCCUGGUGGAAAUAAGAAGAAGAAAGGAGAUUGUGACACUGAAGUUCAUAGCCUACCAGGUAGAUCUUCAAGGCAAAAAGGAGCAAAAUCAGUAGCGAAGGAGGAAAAUAACAUAACUGUAAAAAACAAAGGGGAAACGUGCCGUGCUUUACCGAGCCCCUCUCAGAAGGAGACGACUUUGAAGAGAAAAUCAACUAUUAAAAAAGAAAUGGAUGAAGAUGAUGAUGGAGAUGGAAGUGAGGAUGAGUGGGAGGAUGUGGAAGAACUCGAAGAUCCUGUCCUGGAUAAAUCAGGAACAGCUGCUGCCCUUCCUGCGCUAGUGUUGCCCAGCAAACCAGUUGAGAUAGAGAUUGAAACUCCAGAGCAGGCAAAGAAAAGAGAGAGAAGAGAGAAAAGGAAAGCUGAGUUUGAGACCUAUCUCCGGAGAAUGAUGAAACGCUUCAACAAGGAGGUUCAUGAAGAUACGCAUAAGGUUCACCUACUAUGUUUGUUAGCAAAUGGUUUCCAUAGGAACAGGGUCUGCAGCCAGCCAGAUCUUCAGGCUAUUGGCUUUUCCAUCAUCCCCACCCACUUCACUAAAGUGCCUGCAGCUCGUAUAGACCUUCUCUACCUUUCCAACUUGGUGAAAUGGUUUGUUGCAACCUUCACUAUCAACACUGAACUCUCUGUUGAUCGAGAGGGCCUGCAGUCCACUUUAGAGAGGCGCUUCGCCAUCUAUGCUGCAAGAGAUGAUGAAGAGUUGGUCCAUAUAUUUUUACUUAUUCUACGAGCAUUACAGUUGCUCUGCCGGCUUGUGCUGUCUUUGCGACCCAUUCCCCUGAAAGAGCCAGCGGGAAAGGGCAAGAGCUCCUGCAAGAAGCACUCUGCCAAAAAACCUAAGGCUCCAUCAAGAAAAAGCUCCUGCAAAGGAGCCAAGCAACAGGAAACUCUGUCAGGGAGUGAAGGAGCUGACAAGGAACCAAACACCUCUGGGUCCAAAAGGAAAAGUAAGUCAAAGGUGAUCAAGGAUUGCCAGGAACAAAAGGAAUCCAGUGAUGAUGAAAGCAACCUGGGGGAGGGGGAAGAGGAAGGAGCACGCAGGCCCAGAAACAAAUGCCGACGAAGAGUGACCUUGAAAGUGUCUUACAAAGAGGAGAGUGGAAGUGACGAGGGCAGUGUUUCUGAGUUUGAGGCUUCGGAGGAGGAAGACAGUCAUUUCUCUGAUGAGGAUUUUGAAACUGUCUCUAAGAGGCAGAAGAGAACAUCGGGGCCCCAUAAAGCAAGGGUAGUAGUUGAAAAUAGCAGGAAAGCCAGGUCUUCCGAACCAAAAGGGCCCAAGAAUUCAGGUGGAAAUGAGCAAUUGCUGGCAAAAGCAGCUUCUCCAGGCUCUUCUAAUACACCCAGGAAGAGGAACAAAAUAAUCUCUAGUGACGAUGAUGGGGAGCAGGAGGUGGUGAAAGUGACAGGCACAGAUCAGUGGUUGGAAAUCUUUGUUGAGCGGGAAGACAGGUGGGUGUGUGUGGACUGUGUUCGUGGCAUCGUUGGCCAGCCCUCUCUGUGUUUUAAAUAUGCCACCAAGCCAGUUUCCUAUAUUGUGGGAAUUGACAGCAAUGGGCAUGUAAAGGACGUAACGCAAAGGUACGACCCAGCCUGGAUGACUUCGACAAGGAAAUGUCGUGUGGAUCCUCAGUGGUGGGAAGACACGCUGGAACCAUAUAGAAGCCCCUUUGUGGAAAGAGAGAAGAAGGAAGAAAGGGAGUUUCUAGUUAAGCUUCAAGACCAACCUCUGCCGACAGCCAUUGGAGAGUAUAAAAAUCACCCUCUUUAUGCAUUGAAGAGGCAUAUCCUGAAAUAUGAGGCCAUCUACCCUGAGACUGCUGCUAUCCUAGGAUACUGCAGAGGAGAGGCGGUAUAUUCCAGAGACUGUGUGCACACACUGCACUCCCGGGACACCUGGCUGAAGCAAGCUCGCGUGGUGAGGAUUGGGGAAGUGCCCUAUAAGAUGGUGAAAGGAUAUUCCAACCAGGCAAGGAAAGCACGACUGGCAGAGCCUUCGAACAGGGAGAAAGACGAUUUGGGGCUGUUUGGCCUGUGGCAGACGGAGGAGUACCAGCCUCCUGUGGCAGUGGAUGGAAGGGUUCCCCGGAAUGAAUAUGGAAACGUGUAUCUCUUCCUGCCCUGUAUGUUACCAAUAGGCUGUGUGCAGCUAAAACUUCCCAAUCUGCAUAGAGUGGCACGGAAACUGGACAUUGACUGUGUUCAAGCCAUCACUGGAUUUGAUUUUCACGGUGGCUACUCACACCCAGUUACUGAUGGCUACAUAGUCUGUGAAGAAUACAAAGAGGUGCUCGUCGCAGCCUGGGAGAAUGAACAGGCAGAGAUAGAAAAGAAGGAAAAGGAGAAAAGAGAGAAGAGAGCACUGGGGAACUGGAAAUUGCUGACAAAAGGACUUCUCAUAAGAGAGAGACUGAAGCAACGCUACUGCAGAAAGAGUGAGGCAUCCGGAUCCAUGAUGGAGAAAGGAGCUGGAUUUUCUUCUGAUGAAGAAGGGGAGCCAAGUUCAAAGACUCCAGCUGAAGAUGUGGUGGUUUCUUGGCCUCUGAAUCGGCAAGUGGAGGAACAAAGAAAAGAGAAAAAAGGCAGAAAGAGCAAGUGGGAAAAGAAGGGAGAAGUAGCACACUUGUUCCCCUUUGAGAAGUUAUGACCAGAACCCAGGGCUAAACUCUUUAUGUUCAAUUUCCCGAUGCAAGGAUGAAGGUGGUUCGUUUCUUUAAAACUAUCUUGUAAAUAAUUUCAGAGCUAGAAAAUGUUUGAUGUUUUCUACCAGUUGCCUGCUUGAUACUGAAUGAGUCAAAAUUAUAUAAAUAGAGCAAAGAGCAGAUGUGGAGGUAGAUAAAAAUACAUCACAACAGGAGCAUACCAACCAGUGUGUGCUUUCAGCUCUCUUGUAUAUAUGUAUUUCUGUUGGUCAAAGGUGGACUCUCUCCACAGUGUAAUGUCAAGCCCUUCUCUCUGAUCUAGCAUUGAGAGUUCUAUAAAGGUGAAACUGGAUUUAUUUUAUCAUUUCUUUUGGAGUCAUGGGUAACCUUUUUAUCUGUGGAGCUUUGAGGGACAGAUUUGUAGAUAUCAUAUCCUUCUCACAAGAGUGACCCAUUGCAGCUGUUCUUCCCCUUUGACAAGUAUUGUCACCCCUGCAGUACACCUAUUGCUGCAUCACUUUCACAAUCUCCUUCCCACAAGUCUUGUUUACCAACAAACAGAAGCAUGUGUAGCUGCUAUUCAGGAGUCCCUCCUGCACUCUAUUAGUGGCCUAUUAUCGCUAUUGGUAGUUAACCCAUAUUGUUUCAAAUCAGCAGUGCAAUAAAUUUUUAUUCCCAUUUGUAGUCCAUCAUCACAAGGGUGGAAAUGUAAAGAAUCAAUAGCACCUCAAAGCCUGGCAGAUCGCUAACAUUUACAUGUUUUGCAAAGGACAGAAAUUUCUUAAGUGUAGUUUUGACUUAUUUUACUUUUCAGUCCUUGAUCUUUUCCCUGCCUCCAUAAUCCUUUUGAGAGAGAGCAAGAGAGAAAAGUCUUGAGAUAAUUUGGGACGCUGUCUUGUUGCAUUUUUUAAAGAUUUUUUUUUAUCAUCACCACCUUUAUCAUUAAACUAAAAUAACUUUUCACCCUUAAUGUUUAUUUACUGUCUGCAUAUGGCAUAGCUUGGACAACAAAAGCAGACAAAGAACUUUCAGUUUGGGGCAAAAUUUGCAAGAGCGCCAUUGCCAGAAGUAAAAGUCAGUGGGACUUAAGCACUUUUGAAACUGUUACCUAUUGUCUAUAGCAAGUUUCACUCUCUUUAGCACAGUUCUGGGUUUGUAUUCUAAACACUGUAAAAGAAUGUUUAAAUCCAUGCAAACUGUUUAUGGGAUUUUUUUAAUGAAAUAGUACUUGAUCUAGACUCUAAUUAUUUUUAGAAAACCUAUAGUUGGGCCUAAACAGACCUAAAUUUCUCUUUAAGAAAACUGGUUAUGGAGGGAAUACAGUAAUGUUAAGAGCCUGCUGCUUCCUUGCCUUAUGCCAUGGGCUCAAACUCAUAACCCCAGUGGAGAGGUUAAAAAUGCAAGAAAAAAAGCUUUAGUACUUAUGUAUAUUUAGAAAAAUAUUUUUAUACUGAAUUUUUGGAAAAAAAGUGUUUGCAAAGAUCAAUCCUUUGCAUGGUCCCUGUUAUUUCUAUGGGUCAUUCUUUAGUGCAUUUAUCUGUAUUCCCAAUGAACAAUUAUUAAAGGAAAAAGCAGUGACCUCAGACAGCUUAGUUGUCAUUUUUGUAUUACAGCAGCAGUAUCACCAGUCCUAAGUGUUCAAAACAUGUAAAUUUGGGUUUCUUUACAUUCUGUUCUUUGAGCGUUUAAGGUUCAUGUUAAGUUUUUUUUAAAACAAAGACUAGAAAUUCUUUUAAUGAAAGCUGAGAUUCUCAGGUAAGUACUUGACUGCAGAUGAGGCUUCAAGAAAAACUCUAGGUAUUGCAAGAUUUGACAAUACUGCAGUAAUUACCAGAGGGUCCCUUUGGGGUCUGGGUCCUCUUGUGCUAUAUGCUGUGCAAAUACAUGACAUGCUCAUAUACUGAAAAUAGUUCAGGGUAAGGACCAGAAUCCAACUCACUGAAAUUUGUGAGUCUUUCCAUUAAUAUAAAUGGGUCUGAAAUUAAGUAACAGCUAGGCAUAAAUGGAAGAUGACGAUGGAAUCCAUUGCAUGGUCAACCAAUAUCCUAGGAGAUCUAACAGAGCUUCACAUAAAUUGAAUUUUGGACUGUAUCACUGGUGGAGGUUCCUAUCCUGUACAGCCAGCAUAAGAGAAAUUUUAUUGCUGCAGUUGUUACUAUAGAAACCUUUGUAUAUAUGCAAUAAAAGCACCAAUUCUGGCUAUGUUGCUUAGAAAGAAAAUGCACCUCUGGUAA